GUCGCUAGCCCUGUACCUUUGAUUUUCAGAUGUUCUGUUGUUAUAUCCUUCCAGAGUCUUUCUUUUGAGGCCAAUAACUUUUCAAUUCUACUGUUUUAAGCUCUUUGUUCCUCAAAGCUUAAGGUCAGCUCUGCUUCCCGGUUAAAGAGGAAGCAAAUGUGUAAGCAAGCCUUUGUAAAACAGACCUCUUGCCCAAGGCCAUCAGCUGUCAAGGGCUUUGAGCAUCUGAUAAAGACAGUAGUAACCCAUUGCCCUUCGAAGAAAGAGUGAUCUUCUAUUAGGCAACAGCUUUGACUCCCCUGUGAGGGUGCUAGUUGAAUGAUAAACAUCGCUCUUCCAUCUUUUUCUUAGUUUUGACACGCCUUCAUUUUACAAAGAAACAUCUGGCCAGCCAUUCAGGUUCUCAUCUCUUUAGUCCUUCUGCACUAUGGAAGGCAAUUGCUGAUUAGUAAUUGUAGCCACCCAGCUGAGGAAACUAGGAAACAAGGCUUGCUCAUGUUCUGAUGAUGGGCUUUUUCAAGACUUCAAAAUGCCUAUCUGUUUGCCUUCUUGGACCGCUGGCUUGAAAGUAGACAGAGAAACAUCCCCUGGAUUUUACCUGUUCUUCGCGCAGGGGUGGUUUGAAAUUAGUUUCUACUGAUCAAAUAAAAUUCCAGUGCACCUGCUUGCCCGUCAUCAGUUUUGUCAUCUGUACCUCUUGGUACCCUAGCAAGCUCCUCCGCUCAGGGAAGCACGUUCGCAUUCAGGAUUUAUUAUCUGCUCAGGAACGUUUCCUUAACCUGUCAGAUGUAUCCAUCUAACAUGUAAACUCUUCUUGCCACUACUCAGAAGAGACUGUCAUGGAAAAGCGUUGAGGUCGUUUGACAGCUCAAGCGUUAGCUCAGCAAACCAUGCCUAUCUAAAAGCAAAACACCUUUGAGGACAAAUCAUAAUCACGGUUUUGUAUCUUUUUGGCCUUUGGGAUUCUUUGACACAGUGACUUGACAGCCUUGUAACUGGCACACAGAUCUAGGGAAGGUCUUUCCUAAAUGGGCACUUGUGCAAUUAGACUUGUUUACCACCAACAGAAAGAAAUUUCAAACUUUCUACCUAAGAAGGGUACUGGUCUGGGACAUACGUUUUUCUCAUUUCCUGGACACAGAGGUCAUCUGUCCACCAGAGCUGCCCUGGGAUACUGUGAAUCCUGAUAAAAAAAAAUGAAAUGCAAUAAACCAGAUGAUCGUCGUCCAGGUUAGGAAGUUCUGGCAUGUGGCUGUGAUGGACCCUCCAAGCGAGCUGCACCGCAAUUGCUCCACCUAACGAGCAUAGUGCUGCAAACUGCAUUUACAGCCCACACCUAGUUUGUGUGUGUUUAAGCCUUGAUGCAGCUUGAGGGAGUCUUUUGUAGUGAAUGCAGCCCCAGAUAUACAGGGUAAAACGUAAAAUUUCUGUCAUUUCACAAAGCCCCUUCUUUCCAUAACAAAAAAUUGUAUAGGGUGUUUUAAAUGGUGAGACAGCUUUGAAAGACAUUAAAAAUUUUGCCUUAGAAAUCCUGAAUUAAUAUGAUUGUGGCAGUCUUAUUUCUAUCAAGCAUUGUGCAGCCUCUUGUGGUACGUAGUAUUCCUGCAGUCACUACAUUUCUAAAAUAGGAAAUACAGGAACAUGUAGCAAAACAGAAGGGUGAGACUUCUGAGUGUGGUUAAUUGCGACAAGUUGGUGACAGAGAGAUCAAGGAAGAUUCCGCUUGCAGGCAGACUUUCUUCUCAGUGCUAGACACCAUUAGGGUUUUUCUGGUUUAUUUUCUUUUUAAUCUUAUCUGUUGUCGCAGAAACUGUCUUUCAUGAGAGUCUUUUGUACAACUUCCUAAAUGCUUUUAAGGGUAUAGCUGUCAGAUGUGUUUUCUUGAGAAAUAGUUCCUGACACACUGUGACUGUACAAAACUGAGCCCUCUUUACCCAGUAGUAGUAAUCUGCAUUGCUCAAAGUGACGCUGCUGGUGAAAGACAACAAUGGACAAAACCAGAAGAAUCGACAGAACUGCAAAGAACACUCUGGCGAAAGCACUAUAUGACAACAAAGCGGAGUGUUCAGAUGAGCUGGCCUUCCGCAAAGGAGACAUCCUGACGGUUCUUGACCAAAAUGUCAUUGGCAGUGAGGGUUGGUGGAAAUGUUCCCUUCACGGCAGGCAGGGCCUGGCUCCUGCUAAUCGCCUCCAGCUCCUUGAUGGCUCUCAGGCAGACCCGCCACCUUCUUCCACGCAGAGCGACGCCGCCACCGAACUGCCAGCUGGCCAACAAAACAUUUACCAAGUUCCUUCCAUUCCCAAGUCUGCCACAUUGUCGUCUACAUAUGAAAAGAUGGACGGGUGGGUUAAAUCACCAGGUAGGACCUCUACUCUACCUGCCCACGGAAUGUAUCAGGUACCAGCCUUGGCUGCACAGCUGCUCAGUGAAAGGACCCAGAGCUCAACCAAUCAGCACCUGCUUACUCUUCCAAGAGCAUGCCGGGCUUCAGUCCCAAAUAUCAGACGCGAGGUAUAUGAUGUUCCAUCAACGCAGCGCCGAGAGUCCUUAUGCCCACAGACUGGUGCCACUCCACCCACAAGAAGAAAGCGGUCUGCGCUGCUGGGGUCCACUGAGUGUUUCCGGGAAGAGCCAAACCAGCUUUACGACAUCCCAUCCAGCCCAGAAAAGGCAGGGACCGUUAUCCAGAAAGACUCUCCAGUGAGCAACUUAUAUGACGUCCCUCCCAAAAGAGAACGUGAUGUUUCAGAAAAUGGAUCUCAGAAAAAGUGCUGGGGCCAUUACAAUACCUUGCCAAAUCCUCGAAAGUCAGAAUGGAUUUAUGAUAUUCCAGUGUCACCAGAAAAAAAAGGAUUAAAACAGAGCCCUCCUGGCCAUUCCUGGGAGAACCAGGUGUUGUAUGAUAUACCACCCACCAGGUACAGGGCACCGACAACAAAUACUGAAGCCAAAGUUGUAAAUCCACAAUUAUAUGAUAUUCCACCACUACAGAACAAAGCUACGUUUCCAGAUGUCCCUCUUUAUGACGUUCCAUCCUCACGGGACAUGCUCCUUUUGCGACAAAACAGUAGCCACGAUGUACCCCCAAGUCUGCUGGCUCCAAAGGUUGAGAAUCAGACUUCCGAAGUGAAUGUUUAUGAUAUUCCGAAAGGUAUGCCCACUGCUUUGCAGUGCAGAAAGGAGGUGGGAAAAAACAACAGCAGCUCUGGAGACCAAGCAUACCAUGUUCCUCCACAGCUCUCAAGAGAUGUAAAAUUAGAACGAGACAGAUCAUCUCUUUCUAGUGUGGACAGCAGAACCAGCACCACCUCUACAUCCUCAGACUCUUUUGCAGAGGCCUUUUCUGUGUCAGUACCAGAAGAGGCUGGCAAAGAAAUUAAACUGGACCUUGACGUAGCCAUAGAGACACUGACUAGAUUGCAGCACAGUGUUUCUAGCUCAGUGGCGAGUUUAAUGAUCUUUGUGAGUAGUAAAUGGAGAUUACAAGAACACCUAGAGAAAAACAUUGAAGAAAUCCAUAGAGCAGUCGAUCACAUAAAAGUAUCACUGGGAGAAUUCUUGGCCUUUGCUCAAGCCAUAAAAGUAAAUGCCUCUUACCUCACUGAUAAUAACCUUCAGACCAGAAUUAAAAAACAGUUAGAAAUUCUUGUGAACUCAUUCCAAAUCUUAAAAGAAACAAGAGAAGCUUUAAACAACUGCAAGUGGUUGCUAGAGGUGUUGGUUAUUAAGAAACCUCAGAACAACCCAGAUGAUCUUGAUCGCUUUGUUAUGGUAGCUCGCACAAUUCCAGAUGAUAUUAAGAGAUUUGUAUCCAUCAUCAUUGCCAACGGAAAGCUUCUCUUCAGAAAGAGUGACAAGGAACAAGAAAUGAAGCAAUCAAAAAUGAACAUAGCAUAUAAAAUGGCAGACCAAAUCACAGCGCCCAGAAGAAUAGAAUUAGACUCACUUCAAAGAAAUGUUCCUGAUAAACCAAACCACAGUCAAGUCUCUUCUGACAAAUCAAAAGAAAUAGCCAUUGAGGACUGUGAUUAUGUUCAGCUACAGGUUUUGCCAUCUGCAAAAAGGAAUAUAAUUCAAAGCAAGCAGGACUCUGCAAAGAAAAUCACUCUUUCAGAACACUGUAGGCUGUGUUUUGGUGCACUUCACAAGGCAAUUGGUGUCUUUACAAAUAGUCUCAGUAAUAACCAGCCGCCUGAAAUCUUCAUAUCACACAGCAAAUUGAUCAUUAUGGUGGGACAGAAGUUAGUAGAUUCUCUCUGCCAGGAAACUCAAGAAAAAGAUGCUCGUAAUGACAUUCUCCACAGCAGCAGCCAAUUUUGUAGCCUACUGAAGAAUCUGGCUCUUGCCACCAAAAAUGCUGCAAUACAAUAUCCAAAUGCAGACGCAAUGCGGGAACUUCAGAACCAAACUGAUGAGCUCUCUAAAUACGCGCAGCAGUUCAGAGCAAUGAUGGAAUGAAAGAAACGUCACUAUUUUUAGAAAUAUAUUGGUGACAACUUGAAUUUCUCCAUUGUUAGGAUUCUCUCUUCAGUCCUUUGGCAUUGGGCUGUUGGGCAGCUUUCUCGGGUACUGAUGCACUUUCAGCAGGUGAAGACCCCUGGGGCAGCAGAUUCUGUGCCCCAGAAGAGGAUUUGUACAAUUAAAUCUGUACUUUCUUCUCUUCUGUACUUCAGACACUGCCUGGAAACCUCUUCUUCUUAGUGUCCUGACAAGAAUAUUUGCCAUGUAUUAGAGCAAAUUUAUUUUACUAUCAUCUCGCUGAUUCUUUAAA
Struthio camelus australis is the source of this 4772-nucleotide messenger RNA. It is a transcript of the gene CASS4, whose product is annotated as Cas scaffold protein family member 4. Gene Ontology annotation, molecular function: protein binding. Gene Ontology annotation, cellular component: plasma membrane; cytoplasm. The record is from RefSeq and is a predicted model, not a curated record. NCBI's taxonomy places the organism in Eukaryota, Metazoa, Chordata, Aves, Struthioniformes, Struthionidae. Gene Ontology annotation, biological process: cell migration; cell surface receptor protein tyrosine kinase signaling pathway.